Lemur catta (Ring-tailed lemur) is the source of this 4091-nucleotide messenger RNA. It is a transcript of the gene EGR3, whose product is annotated as early growth response 3. The transcript is spliced from 2 exons. Gene Ontology annotation, biological process: regulation of transcription by RNA polymerase II. Bases 262 to 1425 code for a protein of 387 amino acids. The record is from RefSeq and is a predicted model, not a curated record. Lineage: Eukaryota; Metazoa; Chordata; Mammalia; Primates; Lemuridae. Gene Ontology annotation, molecular function: RNA polymerase II cis-regulatory region sequence-specific DNA binding; DNA-binding transcription factor activity, RNA polymerase II-specific.
CACCAGCCGAGACACCCAAGAGGAUUACCCCCUUUGCCCCCCUCCCACCCACCCUCCCACCCACUCCCCCAAAAAGAGAAGCUCCCCUCUCCUGGCCCAUCCCUUCCCUUCUUCCCUCCCCCUCCCCCCGAACUUUCCCUCUCGCAUGCUUUUCCCCUGCACCACGGAUCGCCUCUCGGAUGCCGCUUGCCUGGAAGCUGCGCUAGGAGCGAGCGGCGGCGGUGGCGGCGGUGGCGGCGGCGGCGGCAGCUCGGGAGUGCUAUGACCGGCAAACUCGCCGAGAAGCUGCCGGUGACCAUGAGCAGUUUGCUAAACCAACUGCCUGACAAUCUGUACCCCGAGGAGAUCCCCAGCGCGCUCAACCUCUUCUCCGGCAGCAGCGACUCGGUAGCCCAUUACAAUCAGAUGGCUACAGAGAAUGUGAUGGACAUCGGUCUGACCAACGAGAAGCCCAACCCGGAACUCUCUUACUCGGGCUCCUUCCAGCCAGCCCCCGGCAACAAGACCGUGACCUACUUGGGAAAGUUCGCCUUCGACUCCCCUUCCAACUGGUGCCAGGACAACAUCAUUAGCCUCAUGAGCGCCGGCAUCUUGGGGGUGCCCCCGGCCUCAGGGGCGCUCAGCACGCAGACGUCCACGGCCAGCAUGGUGCAGCCGCCGCAGGGCGACGUGGAGGCCAUGUAUCCGGCGCUGCCCCCCUAUUCCAACUGCGGCGAUCUCUACUCGGAGCCCGUGUCUUUCCACGACCCCCAGGGCAACCCCGGGCUCGCCUAUUCCCCCCAGGAUUACCAAUCGGCCAAGCCGGCCUUGGACAGCAAUCUCUUCCCCAUGAUUCCUGACUACAACCUGUACCACCACCCCAACGACAUGGGCUCCAUUCCGGAGCACAAGCCCUUCCAGGGCAUGGACCCCAUCCGGGUCAACCCACCCCCCAUUACCCCUCUGGAGACCAUCAAGGCUUUCAAAGACAAGCAGAUCCACCCGGGCUUCGGCAGCCUGCCCCAGCCGCCGCUCACGCUCAAGCCCAUCCGGCCCCGCAAGUACCCCAACCGGCCCAGCAAGACCCCGCUCCACGAACGGCCCCAUGCGUGCCCUGCUGAGGGCUGCGACCGCCGUUUCAGCCGCUCGGACGAGCUGACCCGGCAUCUGCGCAUCCACACGGGCCACAAGCCCUUCCAGUGCCGGAUCUGCAUGCGGAGCUUCAGCCGCAGCGACCACCUCACCACUCACAUCCGCACGCACACGGGCGAGAAGCCCUUUGCCUGCGAGUUCUGCGGGCGCAAGUUUGCGCGCAGCGACGAGCGCAAGCGCCACGCCAAGAUCCACCUCAAGCAAAAGGAGAAGAAGGCGGAGAAGGGGGGCGCGCCCUCGGCAUCCUCGGCGCCCCCGGUGUCCCUGGCCCCCGUGGUCACCACCUGCGCCUGAGGCUGUGGCCCCCAGAUCCCCACUUUUCCCCUUCAGUGCCUCCGGCUGCUCGCCUGAAAGCAGCGGGAAAGCCAGCCACGGAGGCGCAGGGGCCGCGCCCUGGCCUCUCCAUGGACGUGCGGCACCUUGCUCCCCUGCGAUGCCCCCGGCUCCCACCCUUUCACACCGGCCAGCGGUCAGGGGCCAGGGCUGGAGGCGCCUUCCCCUCGCUGUCCCCCCCUUAGCCAAGGCGUGGGGGCGGAAAGGUGGCGUCUAGCCCGCUUUGUUCAGUAGGAUCGCCUUGAUCCAGGGGCCGCCGGGCCGCGCCAAGGACCUGCGGGGGACUGAAGGCGGAGCCCACCCAACCCUCGCCCAACCCAAACACCUCACUGUUUCCCCCGUGUUUCCCUCCGUUCCCCCUCGAAGACUCGAGAGGGGGAGGGGGUAAGAAGCGCACCAAAGCGCAGAGCUUGCCGCCCGCCGCACGCACGCGCGCCUGCGUGCGGGGAUGCGCGCGAGAAUGUGCGUGCUCGCGUGUGCGUGUGUGGAUGAGUGUGUGGAUGUGCGCGCGCGCGCGUGCGCGCGUGUGUGAGACUCUUGAGCUGAACUGGGCUGUGUCUACCCCAAACUCUUCCCCACAUUGGGUCCCCAGGCCGCUGGGGCAUGUCCCAGGCUGGGGGCCUGCACGUGGCCGGAGGAGAUGGUCUUCCAUCUGCUCUGAAAUAAUGUUUCUUACAGAAAUGCCUCGGAUGCCGCCGCCGCGGUGCCGCUGCCGCCGCUUCGGGUUUGGCCCCUCAGAACCCCUCCUUUUCCGAGCGCUUCCCUCUUAGGCCUCAGGGCAGUUUGAUCUGCGGGGAGAAAAAGCAGCCAUCACUGAGCCUGCCUUUAAAUAUAUAUAUACACGUAUAUUUUCUCGGCCCCACUUUUAAAAAUGUUCCUGAGUUUGCCCUCUGCCCUUCCUCCCCGCCUUUUCCCUCCCCCCUGUAAGCCUUCUCCCCUUCUCUCCCCAAAUCUUUUUCCAGAAAGGCAGGCCUCCCCCAUCCACUCAGCUUUCUGUUUUCUCUCUCACCUUCCUUCCCACCAUGCGUGAGAGAACUGGCUUUGGUCUUGCCCUUUGUCACCUCCAACACAGCAGAUAGAAUUGAAAUAGAUGCACAGGGUGUGUGUGUGUGUAUGUGUAUGUAGAUGCACACACAUGCAUAUAUGUAACAUGCACACAGUAUGUAUUCCGAGCAAAAUAAAAUCUCUAAGGUAUUUGGUUAUCCAGUGCAAUGCCCUGGACUAAAGAGAAUUUGUAGGUGUAUACAGCUUUAAAUGGUUUAUUUUUUAGGAAAAUGUUAACUGAUGAGAUUGUAUUUACUUGUGUGUGUAUGUAUGUGUGGAUAUAGACAUACACAUAUCUGUACGUAUAUGUGUGUGGAUAUACAUGCAUGCAUCUCUGUCCAAAUUUUCUUCAAAGACACAGGGAUUUUUUUCAUUAAUCCAUGUUGAUGAAUGAGGCGUCUCUUUUCCAUACCCCAAUCUCACCUUCUCCCCGCCCUACCUCACCUCUUCUCAGGCACCCCCUCGUCCCCAGCUGUCCUGCCCAAUGCUUCUCAAACAGGGUGGCUCUUUUGAAGUGGAGUAGUAGGGAAGGUUGCUCUCUGACACAGCUUCCAGCACAGUCUUGACUGAAUGUACUGUUCCUAUUAGCGUUAUUUCUCCUGCGGUCAGUAAAGCUGCCCAGAGAGAAGGAACAAAGGUCUGGAGUUUACAGAAUGUCUGUUUUUAAAGUCACUUUAUGCGUUUCCCACUUUUUUUUUUAUAAAGAAAAAAAAGCACCUUUUUUGGUGGUGGAUAAAUAUACUAAAAGGACUGUAGCGAAAUGAGGGGGGGGGAAAUCAAAGAGCAGGGGGGUUGUGAAUUUCCAGGUACUUGGACUUUUUGUAGAAGGAGAGAGAAGAAGAUGAAGUUUGACGGGAGGGCCCAUAUUUUUUCAGCUGAAGGGUAAAAUCUUUCUUUGCAGAGACAGUAUUUUGCUGAAUACUUUUUAUAAUGUGAUGAUUAUUAAAAAACAAAAAUUUUGGUCACUUCAAAGCUGGAAGGAGAAAUCAGAUAUCCUUUAAUAUUUUUUCCUUGCUCCUUCUGGUAUAUGCAUGUCACUGCAUGAUAACUCGGAGUUUUCCUUUGUUUUAAUAAAACUGUUCUCAGACAUUUAAGCUAAACUAAGAAAAAUAACUUUGUUGCCAAAAGGUUGUGCUAUCCAGAUUUUUUAUAUGUCUGCAUGUUUAAAAAAAAGAAAAAGAACAAAAGAAAAUGCACUCUAACUUAUGUGAACUGAGAGAAAAAAAAUCAGGUUUUAAACAGGAAAACCUAUGGGGAAUGAUAUUUUUUGAAAGACUUUUGUAUAAAGUUGAGUACUUAGAAAAAAGACAAACCAGAUGUAAUAUAUUUUGUGGAUGUUUUUAUUUCUUGGAUUUAUAGUACCUUAUACUAAGGUUAAAAAAAUAUGCUUGAUAUUGUGAAAAAGGUGAAAUUCUUCACCAACAUUUCAUUUGCUCCUCUGUCACGACGUUGUUAUGCCAAUAUAAUAUAGUUCAUGAAAACAGCAUUUUUAAAAACCGAAAUAUUGAAAUGGUGUAAUGUUGUACCAUUUGCACUGUGAGCAAAUGCUAAUACAGUAAAUAUAUUGUGUUUGCUGACAAUCA